GCUAUCAUAUUUAUUGUGUUCUUCACCUUAGCCUUUUUUUAUAUAAGCAGCAUCAGAUCAGGAGUAACAAUUAUUUCAUUCUCCUUUACACUUGUAUACUGGAAAUGACAUUAAACAAUCCUGAAUCUUGAAUUAUAAAAAUAUUGGGAAUUAGACCAGACAUCUUGUGAAAACAAACACAGAUUGGAGGACCAGCUAGCCCAGUUCUGUGAAUCAAUUUAAGCUUUUAAAACCACAAGGUAAAGUUUUCAAGCUGUGAAGCUGGAUUUGAACCAAAACCUCAGGCUGUGAUCAGGAUAGAAGAUGUUGGUUUACUGCAUCCCUGACACGGCCAGUGACUACAAACACAUGUGAAAUGCCUCAGGGCUGAGAAAAGCCCUGGUAAAGGGUUAAAACGAGAAAGGAGCUCCCUGAAACGCCCCCGACUGGACCCCGCCUCCCACUUAUAAAAACCUGAUCUCCGCGAAGUCUGAAGCACUUGGAGAAAGAUAGUGACAGAAAGAUACAGUGAGAGAAAAAACGGAGAGAGAGAGAGAGAGAGAGAGAGACAGAGAGAGAGAGAGAGAGAGACAGACAGAGAGAGAGAGAGACAGAGAGAGAGAGGGAGGGAGGGGUGGAAAGAGGCAGUGAGAGGGGACGCUUGAAAAGAAGUAGCCAGAUUAAAGUGGGGAAAAAAGUUGUCUCAGUGAGGGAAAGAGGUCCUGACAGUGACCCAAAUAUGAAUUGUUGAAAAUUGUCCCUUUCGUUUUGUCGGAUUCAAUCUGCUGGGUUUUAAGGGACAAGAAAAAGGGAAAAGCAGGAAGGACCCUCUGGGCGAGUAAACCCCACUUGAGCACCGAUGUCUUUCGCCAUGCUGAGAUCGGUGCCCAGCCGCUGCCUGUACCCGGAGAUCAGCAUGCUGUCAGAAGGAGAUGAGGAACUCGACAGCGAGAGCUCAGGUUCAGAGACAUCUUUCAGCCUGGGACCUUACGGUGGUGCAGGAGGAAAGAGGAAGAGGAAGGCCAGGGUGCCAGGAGUCAUUAGACAAAGACAAGCUGCAAAUGCCAGGGAGAGAGACAGGACCAACAGCGUUAACAUGGCAUUCACGGCCCUCAGGACCCUCAUCCCCACCGAACCCGCUGACAGGAAACUCUCCAAAAUAGAGACGCUGCGACUGGCUUCAAGUUACAUCUCCCACCUGGGGAACGUGCUGUUGCUGGGAGAAGCUGGGGAUGGCCAACCCUGUCACACCAGCACGUCCAGCUACUACCCCGGCAGCAGAGUCACUGAGACCGAGAGCAGCCAGCCCAAACAGAUCUGCACUUUCUGCCUGAGCAACCAGCGGAGAAUGAACAAAGAACGAGACAGAAAGAGCACCAUUCGAAAUUAACAGAGGAACGUGCAACGUGGCCCACAUCGUCGCAAGCUGACUGCAGACUCGGAAUGGAAGGGCAAUCAAUCGUGCACCCGUGCUAUGGAGGAAAAUUGAAGGAGUAUUUGAGGACAAUUCUAAAAACGUGCAGCAAAUUGGAAGUUGAACAUAACCUUGAUACUUGAGCCAUGCUCAACACUUGUCUUACGUUUCAAACUGGAGGAUUUGGGAGGUGCUGCAAAGGACGAGAGGUCCCGACCCGUCCCUUCACCAAUCUGCCAGAACAGUGAUCUGAUCACACUGUCCAGCUGCUUCUUAAUAAAAUUAUUAAAAAAAACACUGUUGAGCUGCUGCUGAAGAGUGGCCCCAGGGAGAGGAAAAUUCAGAAACAAAAAAAAAAUGACAAAACUACAAAAGUGGCUUUUGCAUCGAACUGGAGUACUCACUACACAAUUAACUUCACUAUCAUAUGCUGGUUUGUAAUGUAAUAAAUGUAAUAUAAAACAAAAAUUUUGUA
Molecule: messenger RNA, 1868 nt
Organism: Mobula hypostoma (lesser devil ray)
Lineage: Eukaryota; Metazoa; Chordata; Chondrichthyes; Myliobatiformes; Myliobatidae
Gene: scxa
Product: scleraxis bHLH transcription factor a
Exons: 2
Coding region: 839-1369 (176 amino acids)
Biological process (GO): regulation of transcription by RNA polymerase II; developmental process
Molecular function (GO): RNA polymerase II transcription regulatory region sequence-specific DNA binding; protein dimerization activity; DNA-binding transcription factor activity, RNA polymerase II-specific
Source: RefSeq, a predicted model, not a curated record